Ictalurus furcatus (blue catfish) is the source of this 5556-nucleotide messenger RNA. RefSeq names its product fibronectin type III domain containing 3Bb (gene fndc3bb). The transcript has 26 exons. The record is from RefSeq and is a predicted model, not a curated record. Lineage: Eukaryota; Metazoa; Chordata; Actinopteri; Siluriformes; Ictaluridae. Bases 546 to 4157 code for a protein of 1203 amino acids. Gene Ontology annotation, molecular function: protein binding.
GACAGUGUUAUCAACUCACAGCUCCAGGGUUCGAUCCUGAGCUCAGGUAAAGAUCCGGUCUGUCUCAUCUGGGUUCUCCAGGUUCCUCCCAAAAACAUGUCAAUAGGUGGACUAGUAACUCUUGAACAUUAUUAUUAGAUUACUUAUGGCUAGACCAGGUUAUGGCUUUGGACCUCCAGGACCUGAGUCUGAUGCUCGGAGGCUCCCAGUCUAUGUGCUGAGCAGAAAUCUCUUAAUUUUUUUUUUUUUUUUUUUUAAAUUCAGUCACUGAAGUUAAAUAUCUAAAUAGCGGUAAGUUUACGGUAAGUUCUGUGUCGUGUGUGUUGUGAGGAGGAUCUACUCGGGGUUUUACGGUACCUGUGGGCUCCUCUGCCCCCCCACGCGCACUGCCACAUAAUUGACAUGGCGGAAUCCCGCAGUCGGUCCACUGUGGACGGAGCCGCUCGGGGAUGACUAUUAAUUCAGUUUCAGUCACAGAGGACUUACACGUGGAUUAGCGAGACAUUUGCUGAAGUUAAACCGCUGCGCAGGGGAAGGCUCCAUGAAUGUACGUCACCAUGAUGAUGACGGACCAGAUGCUGGAGCUCCCGCCGCUGCUGAACGGCGAGGUUCCCAUGAUGCACCACAUGAUUAACGGAGACGCCUCGCAGCAGGUGAUCCUGGUCCAGGUGAACCCCGGAGAGACCUUCACCAUCCGCAGAGAGGACGGGACGCUGCAGUGUAUCCAAGGUCCCGCUGAAGUUCCCAUGAUGUCACCGAACGGCUCCAUCCCACCCAUUCACGUGCCCCCAGGAUACAUCUCCCAGGUUCUGGAGGACAACACAGGGGUCCGGCGGGUCGUGGUCACCCCUCACUCUGAAUGUUACCCCCCCAGUUACUCUCCCGCUCUCUCACCAACCCACCACCUGCCCCCACCGUAUAUGACACACCCCCACUUCAUCCCCGCCUCUCACACGGCAUACUACCCCCCCACCAGCCCCGGAGACGUCCCCCCGCACCAGUACUACCAACACCGCCUGCCCCCCAUCUACCCAGAGGAGAUCUUUCCGCUGUACAACAUGUCGACGAUCCUCAGCCGGGAGGAGUACUGCAAACCGCAGCCCAAAAAGCCCAAGGAGCGCGCCACCGAACGUCCCAGCCUGUCCCGAGUCAGCACCCCGCCAUCGUCCAGCUACAAGAGCAGCCCGGCCUGCAGCGCCACGCCCAAUGGCUACAGCAAGAGCCACGGCACUGCAGCCUCGGGAGGAGGAGGAGGGGGAGGAGGAAGUCCUGGGAAUAAGCGAGCAGAGAGGAGGUCCAGAGGAAGUCCGAAACACUCGGACAGUGACCAGCAAGAUCCUGAGCUGGAGGCAAGAAGAGACCAGGAUGUACCAUCAGGAAUGGACAAGCCACAGGUGUUGAAGAUCCAGGCUCGCUCAGCGUUGGUGUCGUGGACUCGAGCUCCUGCAGGUCGAGCUCAGUCUGAUGGAGCGUCAGUGUCCUGCAGUUACGAGCUGCUCCUCGCUGAUAAAGGCUGUGACGGCAAAUACAGAGUCGUGUACAGUGGUGAAGAGCUGCAGUACACACUCACUGACCUGAGACCAGCGACAGAUUACCAUGUGAGAGUGAGUGCAGUGUGUAACUCUAUAAAAGGUCCCCAUUCGGAGGCGAGGACUUUCACCACCCACAGCGCCCCUCCGGAGACCCCUCUGCCCCCCCGACUGUCUCACCGCACCAAGAGCUCUCUGACUCUGCAGUGGAAGCCUCCUGUAGAUAACGGCUCUAAAAUCAUCAGCUACGUCCUGGAGUGGGAUGAGGGGAAGAAGAACAGUGUGUUCAGAGAGUGUUAUUUCGGACACCAGCGGCAUUUUAAAGUCAUGAGACUGUGUCCUGCUGUCGGCUACACGUUCCGCGUGGCAGCACUCAACGACAUCGGAUCCAGUGGUUUUAGCCCUGAGGUGGUUUUCCACACCACAGGAAGUCUGCCUCAGAUGCCUUUAGCACCGCGUCUGCUGCAGACUGGAGCAUCCUGGGUGGGGCUGGAGUGGAGCCGCCCGAGCAGCUAUGGCCCGGACGAGGUGCUCACGUACACACUCGAAAUGCAGGACGAGACCAAGGGGGCGGAGUUUCAGGCAGUGUACACCGGUGUGGAUCUGAGCAGCAGGGUGGAGGGACUGAGCAGAAACACACAAUACAGGUUCAGGCUGACGAUCUGCAGUGCGGAGUGGAGAAGUUCUCCCAGCUCCAUCCUGGUGUGUCGGACGAGUGUGGAGAAACCCGGCCCCCCCGCGGCCCCCAGAGUCAGCACCGUCACCUCACACGGCUUCUGCGUGUCAUGGGAUCCACCACAUGAUGACGGAGGCGGCGGAGAUCUCUCGUACCUGCUGGAAAUGUCUGAAGAGAAUUCAGGAGCGGAGAAUCAGUGGGUGGUUGUGUAUUGCGGGCCGCAGCGAGAACACGUGUGUACGGACCUGAAAGCGGCGACUCGGUACUCGCUCCGCAUCAGCACGGACAGCGCGGGGGGUCACAGCCAGGUCACAGACAGUCUGGUGGUCUGCACUCUCAGUCUGCCCCCAGGUCCCUGUCACACCCUCGCUGUACAGGGCAGUGUCAAACACAGAGAAGUCAGCUUACAGUGGGAUGCUCCUGUGUGUGUUGUGGAGGAUGAAGCUCUGCUCUACAGUGUGGAGAUGGCCACCUCGGAGGACGAUGCGCAGGUCACUGAGGUGUUUAAUGGCUCACACACAGAGUGCAUUGUGGGUAAUCUGCUGCCUGGUGCCACCUACAGGUUCAGACUGCGAGCUGCCAACGAGGCCGGGUUUGGGCCGUACACCAAGUUCCUGGAGGUGACGACUGCAGCGGGACCCCCGGGCCAGUGUGGGGCGCCGGUAAUCUCUCUGACCUCACACUCCUGUGCAGUGGUCAGCUGGGUGACGGACGACAGCUCAGGUGCGGACAUCUCGGGCUACCGGCUGGACUGGGGACGCGAUGAGGACUCUCUGGACCUGGUUUACAGCGGCACAGAAACUUCCUGCGAAAUCUCCGAGCUGGAGGCUGCAGUGAGCUACUGCUGUAGGAUACAGGCCACAAACCAGGCAGGGGCGGGGCCUUACAGUGAGCUGGCGUGGUGUCGUACACCGGCCGCCACCCCCAGCGCCGUCAGCAGUCUGUACAUACAGGACGGGUUCUCCUUACCCCUGGACUUAGAGCCGUUCUGUCCUUCCACUUGCCUGGCGCUGGUGUGGGACGAGCCAAACUGCAAUGGCCAGGAGAUCAGCGGCUACACCCUCGCUCUUGGGGAGGAGCUAAUCACUGUGGGUGGGGCUACCUGCACCGUCAUCAGGAACCUGCAGCCUGAUACAGAGUACAGUGUGCAGGUGAGGGCGGAGAAUGCAGUGGGUGCAGGUCCGUUUGGGCCGAGUCUCCUGGUCAGAACCAGGCCGCUGCCCCCGAAUCCCCCGAGACUGGAGUGUGGCAGCGCUGGACCUCAGAGUCUGAAACUGCGCUGGGGAGACAGCAGCAAGAGUCUAAACACCGACACGGACACCACAUACAUCCUGCAGAUGGAGGACAGGAACCAGAGGUUCGUUCCGAUCUAUCGAGGUCCGAGUCACACGUUUAAGGUUCAGCGUCUGAGUGAAUUGAGCCGCUACAGUUUCAGGAUCCAGGCCGUGAGCGAUGCAGGAGAUGGUCCUUUCUCUGAGAUCUACUCCUUCACCACGACCAAAUCUGUGCCUCCUACACUGAAAGCUCCCCGAGUCUCUCAGCUGGAGGGAAAUGCGUGUGAGGUGAACUGGGAAAGCGUCCCGCCCAUGAGAGGAGACCGAAUCACUUACGUGCUCCAGGUGCUGGGUGGGAGAGAGUCCGAGUACAGACAGGUGUAUAAGGGCGAGGACACGGUCUUCCAGCUGUUCGGCCUGCAGUGGAACACAGACUACCGUCUGCGCGUGUUUGUGUGCAGACGCUGUGCAGACACCUCGCAGGAGCUGUGUGGAUCCUUCAGCCCGUCCUCUCACUUCUGUCCUCGCCGCGCCGUCUCGCCUCUCAGCGCGGACACGGGACCCGUCGCCUCGUCUUCCGGGAAAAAGCUCACAGACGAACAGUUCGCCAGCAUCAUUGUGGUGGGCGUGGCCUCACUCUCCAUCUUCAUCGCUUACCUGCUCCAGCUUCUCAUAUGAGACGCCGAGACGUGAAAGCCGCAAGACUAAACCCCAGCAUUUCAGAAGAACCUUCUGUCGUUUUUAUACUCUCUCUUCCUGCUUGUUUUUUUGUCUGUCGCUUUUUACAUGUUAAAACUUUGUUUCUUUGUUGCACAGAUUUUUAAACUACAAACUUUACAUAAAGUGGUGAAUGAAAGUAUUUUUUAUAUGUCUUCCAAUUUAAAAAAAAAAAGGUUUUUCUACAUGAGCGUUUGUGCUAGGCCCCUAAACCGUUUCAUAUUAAGCGUUAAAAUGAUUUCAUAUUUUUAUACUUUUUACAAGGUGUUUGUGAUACAGCUUUAACACGUCAGCCAUGAUGGUAUGUCCUUUAUUCUUUUUGUUUUGUGCUAAAUCAGUUAGCUUCAACGUCAACACUAAAGCAGUAGUUUGAACGAUUACACUAGUAUUAAACGCAGUCGCCUUUUUAAACUGAAGCUUUUUUACUGUAAAGGGAGGAGGUAGAAGUGUGUGAAGUACAGGUACAAACCAGAGUCACGUCUCACAGUAACGUUCGCUCGAGGCCGUUGUAUUUAUUGUGCCCGUAAAUGAAUGCUCUUUAAUGACUAAUCACAGUUACUGAGACUCAGUCAGAAGUUUCUUCACAGCUCUGUCAGUGAUUUCUCUCUGAAUCUAAAAGGGAAAGCGGACUUCUUCUUUUUCAUUUUAUUUUAUUAUGAUUAUUAUUAUUAUUAUUAUUAUUAUUAUUAGGUCCUUAUCAACAAAAGCCGCCUCCUGUUGGCCAAAGACUUUCUUUUUUAUUCUCACUGGCGUCUUAACAGCAAACUGAAGUGUGGAAUGUACGAAGCUCAGGGACUGAAGUGCCCCGAUUUCUGUUCACCGAUCUCUGUUCAGUGAAAGCGCCCGUGUGAGAGAUUUCCUCCUCUGCACAAAAACAUUUUAAAAAAAGAAAAAAAAAGAAAUCACAUUUCACCCUUUUUGCUAUUUCAGAAUUUCCUCGUAGCGUUUAACGUCUUUAGCUGAGACUACGUUAAUGCAGUACAAGAAAAAUGUUUACUAGCUCAAGCAGACCUUAACCAAAGUUAGCGAGUGAGCUAGCUUGUUAGGUUUAUUUAUACUAUAUAUUGCAUACAGUACUUUAUAAUGCAAAUCACAGUGCAAUCUUUCGUUUAUUUAUUUCUUUAAAAAAAAUCAAAUGAACUGUCAUAUUCAAUAUUUUCCUCAUGUAGCAUGUCUUUUUUGGUUAUGAUGAAUUUUUUUUUCAAAUAUAGAGCAAUAAUCUUUAAUAUUAACCUGUUUUUUUUCCCUCAGAUAUAUGUGUAUUGUUCAGUCAUACGCUGUUUUUACUCGAGUUUGUGUCUGAUUUCAUUCAACAAACGCUGAUUUACUACAGUCUAGCAGUUUAUUCCUCCUGCGAUCG